Sesamum indicum (sesame) is the source of this 1354-nucleotide messenger RNA. Its product is annotated as MOB kinase activator-like 1A. The record is from RefSeq and is a predicted model, not a curated record. NCBI's taxonomy places the organism in Eukaryota, Viridiplantae, Streptophyta, Magnoliopsida, Lamiales, Pedaliaceae.
UCCACAGAGAGAGAGAGAUAGGGAAGUAUGUAUGUAUGCGGAUGUGGAAAGAGAAAAAGAAAGGAGCGGAGUUGGCUACGACUUGACCUCUUCACUGCCAGUCUGUCAACCCCCCCACCCCAAGCCCACCUGGCUGCUUUCUCUCUUUCCAUCUAUAUCAUCUACAUAUUGUAGAGAUAAGCAGACAUGCAAAACCCUCCAACUACUGAGAAAUCACUACUACUUAUGAUACCAGGCCUAUUAAGAAAAAGGGUUCAUUCAGUAUUCAUCUAGCUGUUCAUAAUCAUGAGUCUCUUUGGGCUUGGAAGCAGAAAUCACAGAACGUUUCGUCCCAAGAAGAGUUCUCCUUCCGGGAGCAAGGGCUUACAACUCAAGAAGCAUAUCGAAGCGACUCUGGGUAGCGGCAACUUAAGGGAAGCAGUAAGGCUUCCCCCUGGGGAGGAUCUGAAUGAGUGGUUGGCUGUCAACACUGUUGACUUUUUUAAUCAAGUAAACCUUCUCUAUGGCACUCUCACCGAGUUCUGCACAUCGUCGAGUUGUCCAACAAUGUCGGCAGGGCCAAAGUACGAGUACAGAUGGGCUGAUGGGAUCAACAUAAAGAAGCCGAUAGAAGUUUCUGCGCCAAAAUACGUUGAGUAUUUAAUGGACUGGAUUGAAGCUCAGCUCGACAACGAGUCCAUUUUCCCCCAAAAGUUGGGUGCGCCGUUCCCGCCCAACUUUCAGGACGUCGUCAAAACCAUAUUAAAGCGGUUGUUUCGUGUGUAUGCCCAUAUCUACCACUCACAUUUCCAGAAGAUUGUGAGCCUGAAAGAAGAAGCUCAUCUCAACACUUGCUUUAAGCAUUUCGUUCUGUUUACAUGGGAAUUCUGCUUAAUUGACAAGGGAGAACUUGCUCCUCUUUACGAGAUCGUUGAGUCAAUCUUAUACUGCUAAUAUUUCUUCUCUUCACUCAUUUGCUUUGUUGCUUUGGCUGGCUAAAUCAUCUAAGAGUCCCUCGAAUCUAUUCCUUUUACACCGUAAGACGUCCAAGGUAGCAUGGAUUUGCCUCGAACAUAGCUUGGCUUCCCGUCAGGCUUAAAUCCUACAAAGAAGGAACUGAGGCUGGACUGCUACUUGAUUGUGAUUAACCGGCUAUCAUGAUUCCAUUUUGAAGUAUAAUAACUUGUGAAUUAAUUUGUCUCGUUCCCGUGCUGUUUUCGUGGCGAACCAGUGUGUAUUUCGAACGAUCUUUGGUUAAACGAGAUGCCUUAUUCGAGGUGCUAUAGCCUAUUCGGCCUCUCUUUUGAUUCAAUCUUGUUGUAUAUGGUACAUUUACCAUCAUAUGUGGUGUUAAAUAUAAGUGGCAUUAGCUUUA